Diorhabda carinulata is the source of this 8009-nucleotide messenger RNA. Its product is annotated as synaptotagmin-7. The coding region runs from base 526 to 1608 and encodes 360 amino acids. Gene Ontology annotation, cellular component: axon; membrane; synapse. The record is from RefSeq and is a predicted model, not a curated record. Gene Ontology annotation, biological process: regulation of dopamine secretion; calcium-ion regulated exocytosis; cellular response to calcium ion. Gene Ontology annotation, molecular function: clathrin binding; SNARE binding; calcium ion binding. The transcript is spliced from 9 exons. Lineage: Eukaryota; Metazoa; Arthropoda; Insecta; Coleoptera; Chrysomelidae.
AGAAGACCAAAAUGUAUUUGAAAUAAAAAACAGAAAUGAAAACAGACAGAACAAGGAAAAAAGUGGUAUAAAAAUGAAAGUAGAGAAAGCAUUAGAAAACUAUCUAAAUCUAGACAGGAUGGAGAGAACGCUUGAAAAAGCGUAUAAAAAACAUCAAAAUGCAUCUCAACGUCCGUUAGUAUGAAAUUUAAAAACAAACGCGAAUUCGCUCUAAACAAAUUAAGUCGAAGUCGCUUUAGUUUCAUUUUCCGCAAGCUGCGUAUAACAUUUACGGCAAAAUCUACGAUACGUCGUCACGGCAACGUCGCUUAGAGCAUCUCCUAUCGCAUUUUGAAGCAAGUUUUCAGUGGAAUGAACCAUCGGAGGUCGAUUGGAAGCGUAGUUUGGUGUUUCUGGUCUAUACGAGUUCCAUCAUAUUUGGAAACAAAACACGCGGUCUUAACGCGGGAAUAUUUUUUGAGAAAUACUCCGCGGGCUUUCGAUUCCGAUUUAAUUGUGAUAUGAGAGUGUUUUAAACUAAUCGAAAUGUAUUACUUUAUGACCGGCGUGGUGCAAAACUGUGAAAAUAUUUUGAGAGCUCAAUUAGAGACAACAGGAAGUCCUCAAGCCAAAUCACCAGCAGGCAGCAGUCAGGGGGCACUUCCCCCAGAAGCGAGAACACCCACCGCUUCUUCCAAAGGGGCACUCCAAAAUGUCAAGGGGGACCACCCAUCGGUAAGCCAGGAUAUGGCAUUUCUUCAAAAUCGCUCAAUAUCGUUGGUGGACAUGUACAUUGACAAUUCUGAACCUUCAGAAAACGUUGGGCAGAUACAUUUUUCCUUGGAAUAUGACUUUCAAAACACAACGCUCAUUCUUAGAAUAAUACAGGGUAAAGAUCUACCGGCCAAAGAUCUGUCAGGUACUAGUGACCCUUACGUCCGCGUCACGCUAUUACCCGAUAAGAAACAUCGUUUAGAAACAAAGAUAAAACGUAGAACGUUGAAUCCUCGAUGGAACGAGACCUUCUACUUCGAAGGAUUUCCUAUUCAGAAACUGCAGUCGAGAAUACUGCAUCUGCACGUUUUCGACUACGACAGGUUUUCCAGGGACGACUCAAUCGGAGAAGUAUUCCUACCAUUAUGUCAGGUUGAUUUAAGUGAAAAACCUUCAUUUUGGAAGGCGUUAAAGCCUCCAGCAAAAGAUAAAUGCGGCGAGUUACUAACUUCGCUAUGCUACCAUCCUAGUAGCAGCAUUUUGACGUUAACUUUGAUCAAAGCACGAAAUCUUAAAGCAAAAGACAUCAACGGAAAAUCAGAUCCUUAUGUAAAAGUAUGGCUUCAAUUCGGCGAUAAACGUAUAGAAAAACGAAAAACGGCCAUCUUCAAAUGUACCCUCAAUCCUGUUUUUAACGACUCGUUUUCUUUUACCGUACCAUGGGAGAAGAUUCGAGAAUGUUCUUUAGACGUAAUGGUAAUGGACUUUGAUAAUAUUGGAAGAAAUGAGUUGAUAGGACGAAUAUUAUUGGCAGGUAAAAACGGCUCCGGCGCUUCUGAAACCAAACAUUGGCAGGACAUGAUCACCAAACCAAGACAGAAUGUUAUACAAUGGCAUAGACUUAAACCAGAAUAAGAAAAUUAUAGUAUAACGAAUAUAACUUCGAAAGCACCUCACAUCAUCUUUCAAAGUAUUUAUAAUCGGAUAUUAUCUAUUUAAUAUUCAUGUUAUCUCACUAUAUAUUUAUAUCUUAUAUUCGUUGAUUUUUGUCAAAUUUUAUUAAUUAAAACAUAUCUAAGGGGUUGUCUUAAAUGUUUUUUAUGGAGAAUAAAAAAAUUAUUCAGCACCAUCUUCAAAAUUCAGUUUAUAACACAAAAAGACGCAAAAAUCUAACCCUACAUCGUUAAAAAAUAUUCAAUUUCAUGCGAAUCACCGAAAUUGAAUUAAAUUAGAAAUUUGGACUCACACUUUUUUAUAAUCGCGUACGAUUAUUUAAUAAUCUAAAAUACAAAAUUAUCACUAUCAAUUUUGACUAAAAUAUUUAUAUCAAAACAUAUCCGAAGUCGAAUUAAAUUUGGCUGCUUAUUAUUUAGUUGAAUUUCAUUGUCUAUGGUUGGUGUAAUCGUUUUUGAUUAUGCAUCUAGAGUCAAGGACCAAAGGACGGUCUACUUAACCAAAUCUGUCAGACUAUCUUCUGACGUCACAAGUUACACGACAUUACCUCAUUUUAUAUUAAAACGUAAACAAACAACAAAAUAAUAAAUAAUGUAGUUGCUUUCCUUAAAAUAUCACUUCAUAAGGUGAAUAAAAUGUGAGUAACUUCCUAUAUUUGGAAAAAGUUGAAAGCACAAAAUGAGAAACGGACCCAAAAAAUCGAAGCGGGGCUGCAUAUCAACUAAAAAGAUUGAAGAAAUAUUAACUGAACUCAAUAUGACCAUUAUUCUUGUCAAUAUCAUCAAGAUAAAAGAUUGCUUAGGAUGGCAACGUAGUUUGUGACAUCACAAAAUUGGAUUGUAAUGAAAUUAGACCGUCCUCUUCUUUAUGGAACAGUCCUUGACCUAUAGUAGUGUUAUGUGAAGUUUUCUAAUGUCAUGUCAAUGUUUAUUUUGUGGUUUUAAUGUGUUUAUUUAUUGAAUAAAUAAUUAUUGUUAUCAAUACUUUUCAAUACUCAGUUAACAAUUGCAGAUUUUUUAGUUUAUUCUUACUAACUCAUAAUUGUCGGAAUUAUGUUUUUUUUAAACGCGGAUGUUUUAAAAGGGUACAGUUGGGAUUGAAAUAUAAAUCUGAUUUGAAACUUGAAUAUUCAAUCCUAGCGAGAAAAGCGAUAUAUUUCUAAAUAUUAAGAUAAAAUUUUACUUGUUGACUGGUAUAAUUAGUGUACUAGACGAGACAUUUAAGACAAUUUCUAUAUUUAAAAGUAUAUAAAAUAUCUAUUUUUUUUUAUUUACACAAAAAUAUUUUACAUUCCAAAAAAUACAGUAGUAUUUCUAAACCUCUAUAUUUACCUUAAAAAUUAUUACCAACCAUAAAAACUAUACAGAAAAAUUAUUUUUAUAAAAAAUCAAUUGUAUUUAAUUACUAUUAAUAAUAAUUAAUGAGGCAUUAUUAUCUAUUUGAAAUUUGACUUUUUCAUGAAUUUGUGAAGCAAAUAACUCACGAUUUUUAGAACAAAUUGUUAUACAAACUUUUUUCGAUUAAUUUUUUUUCAUUUUUGGCAUUUAUUGGGUUCAAUGGAACUGAAAGUCAACUGGUGUGAAGAAUCAAUGAAGACGCAUGACAGUUUAUUUAUGUAAGACCCUACUUGUUUAUUUAAAAUAUUUGACUGAAAGUUUCAUUAAUUAAAUGCCCUUUUAUUCAAAUCACUUUGUGUGUAGUUUUAUUUAUGAAAAGCGCUGUAAUGGAAUCUUUAUCAACAAACAAUUAACGAAUUAGUUGAAACAUAUUUAUUGAUAUAAAUGAACUAUUUUUAAAAUUAAUCAUAAUUUAUUUUUUUAUGAAUCCCUAUAUCUCUUAACUCUUUCACGAGCACAACUACUUAAAUUAGAAAUAUGAGGGUUGUUCCAUCUACGAAAAUUUCUUCAUUAAUUUUCCCACAAAAAAAAUUACGACGUUGAUGAUAUUUUCAAAAAUGGGACAAUCUUAAUAUUAAAUUAUAAAAUAUAAACGAUGUCUAAAUAACAUAACAAAUAUUCAAAAAAAGAACUGCGAAAAAAGUCUCUGAAAUGAGAAGUAUUUUUUGUGAUACCUUGUAGUAAUGUUAAAAUAUUGUUAUAUUAAAUGUGAAUAUUCAUAUUAUAAUAGCUAUAAGAUUUAAUACUUAAAUUUUCAUCGUUCAACUAUUUUCCGCACAAAAAACAGAUUCCAUAUUAUUUUCAAUGGAUUUCGUCUACUAAUAUACUAAUUAAAAGUUUUUAUAUUAAUUACAAUGCGCUACCCAAAAUGUACUGUCGUGUAUCCUCUAGGAAUACUGAACUAAUAUAAAAUAACGCACACGAAAUAUUCACUAAUUGGAAUAACUAUAUUCGUAACUUUAUUAAUAAUUAAUCAUACAUUUACAUGUUCUUUUUAAUGACAACUUAACUUUCUUCUUCUCUUUUAUUCCAUGUUUUGGAUUUGGCAAGAGAUAUGGGAGGGAGAAUAAACGUCAAAUAAUGCGGUAAGCUGCUAUUUUGGUUUUAACAUCGGCGGCAAAUUACAUAAAAAUUAUAAUACAUAACAACUAUCAAGCGCCGCGUGUCAUUAUGUAAUUUUUGAUAUUGUUUUCUGUACAGUUUUCAAUGUUGACAAAAACUUUGAGGUGUCAUACGAGCACAUCGAAUACUGUACAGAACCCACACGACAUCGUUCCAAGAAGAAACGAUAAAUGACAGCAACAGUGCUCACUAACUGACAUUUAUAAACUAAAACCGCGUAAUCUGUUACCAAAGUUCCGAAAUACGAGUACGUUGUCUCAGAACAUUCUUGAAUCAACGGUAACUAAUGGGAAGCUCAAAAUGGCGUCUCUCGAAGUUUAUUCUUCCCUCCAAAUCUCUGUAUUUGACGCACAGUGCUGCAGUACGCGCGCACAAGAACUAAUUAUAUUAUAUAUUAACUGCUGAACAAUGAGGCAUUGAACUAUAUAAAAAAUAUUAAUUUUAAAGUUGAACGACAAAAAUUUCAGUAAAACUAAAUUAUUAUGUAGUUUUAACUGUCUACAAGUGUAACGACAACACGCUUUAUCUUUGUCUGUAUAGUAAAAUUAACUAGAAUGAAUUCAGAAUGGAUUUUUCGGAGAAGGUCAUUGAAGGAACGAUCAGAUUUGUGAUUUUGGGUGUUUUUGCAAAGAAUUUUGAUGUGCUUUUUGUAAUAUAGCGAUAGAUUCGAUAUACUUGUAAUUUUCAUAUGGACAAAAUAUUUUUUGCUAUAAAUUCAGUAGUAGGCAUUCAUCGACAGAUAAAUUAUUGUAUGAUUUCAAAUAAAUUCAGUGGAAUUCUAGUUACGUCAUAUGACGCCAUUACACAUUCCACUAGAUUAAUAGGCCAAGCUGUAGGGAUUUGAAAAUGCAUAAUUGUAACAAAAAUUUUAGCAACGAACCGAUCGCCACAAGAGAAAUAAAUAAAACUAGAAGAAUUAUUGGCAUACAAUGUUUUUAUGCCAAAAAAUAAUUGAAUCUUUUUCAAUAAGCGGUAUUUAUAGAGUCGAUUCCAUCAUAAUUUACAUUAUCGGGGAGAGAGACUCGUUAGGUUGUUUUUAUUUGGAAAGUAGGUUCAUUUGUGUAAUAGCCCUGAUAUAGGAAAGUUUUUUCUCUGCAGGGCUAUUACAUCAUCGUCAUUUGUCUAUUAUUAUAUAAACGCUUUUCGAGAUAUCUAAGUGGUUUAUGUCAAAUUUACGGAAUUUUUAAAUUUAUAAUCGGAUUUAUGAUAAGAUAUACAGACCAAUUGGAAAAAACGUGCUGCAAACGUUCAAAAAGUGGGCAAUUUAACUGAAAAAUUGACAUUUAAAACGGGUCUAAUUGUUCGAUUGAGACAUUCUAUCUCAUAUUUUGUAAAUAUUUUUAUUUUCCACAAAUCGUCUUAUUGGAAAGUUUUGAUUUCUCUAUUAAUUUCAAAGUUGUAAGCAAUAAAACGCGUCUUUGUUGCAUUUAAUUUUUCAAUAAAUAAUAGGAACCAGAAAUGCGAGCUAAGAAACACAAACCUAUUCAUCUUUUUACAAUAUUUGAUAAAAUCGUAAGAUUUUUUUGUUGACAUUAUUUUUGUCAAGCCAAAUACCCUAUACUUGGCCUAUAAUCAAUGUCUACUGGUGAUAAAUCAGUGUUGCCAACUAAAAUAUGUAAUGAAAGGAACAUUGCUAAUGUAAUUUUAUGAUGAAAUCUCAUCAUCAAGUUGGCUUGGUAUAAAAAUUUUCUGUCAAUGAAUGCGAUAAAAUUAGUAGUUCACGUAUUUUUUUAAUCAUAGAUAAGUAUCGUUACCCUGUUAAUAUGUGGCCAAUUGUGAAAACUCGAUGUUGAUUAUCAGUUGUAAUAUAUUUCAAAAUUUUAUCAAGCUCGAUGUGGAACAAGAUCGCUUUUGAAAUAACUUGAUCUACAAGUUUAUUAUUUCGAAACAAAAUUCACAAUUCGUAAUCUAUAAAUUUUUUGUGGUACCUCUAAUUUUAAUUGUGGAAAACUCCUGUUGAGUGCUUUUCAAUUGUUGCUUCAGAAUAGUUAUAGAUGUAAAUUAAGAAAAUUCAUGACUGUUAUAUAAAAUUCAUUGUUUAAUCAACUAUAGUAUAGCAAAUUAUGAAUUUUAUUGUUGCCUAGACUUUACGAGGACAUUUCACGUUCAUAAUUUAUAGCGAACCAAUGGUGGUUGCCUACUUUUAUUAUAGAUAAACUUUUAUUGUUGAAAUGUUGGCUUUAUACCCUCUUUAAUAUAUUCUAAACAACUGUUCAACUUAAUAGUCUAUAAGAUUCCUUUCCACAUAUACAUUAUAUAUCAAAAAUGAUUUUAUUUUCCAAGUUGUUCUCAAAAUAUUUAGCUAUUUGAUCCUAAACUAACCUAACCUAAAAAAUGUUUGGUAAUUGUGAUAUUUAAUUGUUAUUUUUUAAAAUAGUUCGUUUUUGUAUGUACUUUUGGAUUCUUUAUGACCCCACUUCCGAAAAAUAACAUUUUUUUGAAUCUAUUCACUAUUGAUUAACGUCUAAUGAUUUAAAAUAAGUAUAGUUCGUUCCAAAACUAAGAAUUUCUAUGGAAAUCUGUAUUUGCAACAUUGUCAAAUGAUACAAAUAGUUAUGUUACUAAAAAUUUAAUUUUUGUUUUAAAAUCUGUAAGUAUACAUGUUUAUUUUAUCAUUUUAAUAACCCCGCUACUGAUCGUAACACUAUUUUUAAUCUGCAUACCAUUAGGACUCGUUCUAUUUUUAUUUUACCAGACUACAUUCAAAGAAAAACACCAUUUUAAAAAUAAUAAGGUGAAACAAACCAAAGUAUGUAUCGAUGUUUUUAUUUGUUUGCAGCAAAACAAUAAAUAAUUUCGACAAGUUUUUUCAAAAGUGUUAGAAAGAUAACACCUAGAUAACUGGGUGUAGAAGAAGCAGUUUAACUGUAGUGCCUGAAAUAAACGUAUCGUUUUUUGCGUUUACAUACUGAAAAAUAUUUUCAAAAAUUAUUUAGAAAAAUAAGUAGUUGUAAUUUUCGAUUACGGGAUAAAAUGUUGGCAUUUUAAAGCAGUUUAGCUAUCUAGUAUACUAAAGUAAUGAUAGUUCGAUGUAUUUUUAAAAGACAGCUUAGGAUUUUUAUAUAUUGUGGUUUAGACUUCCGUGAAAUCAUCUUGAAAACAUUAACGUAUCAUUACGUAAUCAAUUUCAUUCUUUCUUACUUCAAAUAACUAAUAAAUGUAUAUUUUAAUUUUAAAUUCAUGCGUAUUCUCUUACGGCAAAUUGGGAAUGAAAGGGAACAAUUACACAGUAAAAAGCUGGGAAUUAUUGCAAAACAAUAUCCUAAAUGAAAAUCGUCAUGAUUUUUUUUGGUGUUAGAUAGUUUCUUGUUUUUUUAAUGGUUUUUAUGUUCUAAUUGCUAUUCGAUCUACUACCGAUCCAAAAAUGUCAAAGUUCCCUUUACAAUGGUCAAUCUAUCAAUUUCGAAUAAAGUUCAUUAGCUUCUGUUCGGCCAUUUUUAAACAGCUGAUAAAUUCCAGAUGUUUUAUCAUACAAAAUACACUAAUAAAAAUAAAAGUUAUGUCACAACAAGCUUUGUUAUUUAGAUAGGCAACAAUUUCAACUAUGUUAAUCAUUCGACUUUGUAUCUAUAUUUUACAAGGGUACCGCAGUUGUUCGAGGUAUUUUACGAAGUCCAAAACACGUUAAAGAUUGUUGAACUUAAAUUUUAUCAUUUGAAGGAUUUUUAUGAAGUGUUACUCUUAAAAUUAUUAAAAGAGAACUACAUGUUGUGUAGGUUUUGCCAUCAUCAAAUCAAUGUUGAAAAACAACAAAACAUUUAAAUGUAUGUAAAUAUAUGUUAGUUGACAGUAACCUAAUAUUGUAGAAGUAUUUAUUAGUAAAGAAUAAACGUAUUUAAUUUA